UUAAAAAACAUAAAUCAUCUUCCAGACAUAGUAUUACAUACAAGUAUAGUGGAAACUAACGAAAUAAAUACAUUAAUGAAUAAAAUUUCUAAUUACAGUAAAUUAAUAAGAAUAUUUGCAUAUGUACAGCGGUUCAUUUAUAAUUGUAAAAAUAGUAAUAAAAAAUAUGGUAACUUAUCUUUUUCAGAAUUAAAAUCAUCAAAAAUCGCCUUGCUACAAAUCGCUCAACAAGAAAUGUUCACCGACGAAUAUCAUAUUCUCAAAUCGGGAAAUACUUUAAACAAGAAAAAUAGAUUGAUUUCCCUUUCCCCUUUUUAUGAUACAGAUAAUAAUCUGAUCAGAGUUGGAGGUCGUCUUGACAACAGUUGUUACAGUUAUAAUGUAAAGCACCCUAUACUCUUGUGUAGUAAACACCCUUUAACCAAACUUAUAUUUGAGUUUCAUCAUAUAACCUUGUUACAUGCAGGUCCUCUUUUGAUGCUUUCAUGCAUAAGGCAAAAUUACUGGCCACUCUCGGGACGUUACCUUGCUAAACGAAUAGUUCGCACUUGUGUACGUUGUUUUAGAGUGAAACCUAAAACAAUACAGCCAGUUAUGGGUAAUCUGCCAAGCCAUAGAACUAAAUUAGAGUUUCCCUUUUUAAAUACUGGGGUGGAUUGCGCUGGGCCAGUGCUUAUAGCCGAUCGUAGCGGAAGAGGUGCAAGACUGACGAAAUCUUACCUAUGCAUUUUUAUUUGUCUUGCAGUGAAGGCGGUGCACAUCGAGCUCGUCUCGUCUCUCACGAAGGAGGCAUACCUGGCUGCGUUAAAUCGCUUCAUGGCUCGCCGGGGAAGGCCCCAGACCAUUUAUUCGGACCACGGUUCCAACUUUAUUGGUGUCGGACUGCAACGUGCAUCGCCUGGACCGCUUCCAACGCAUCGAAUUCCUGCGGCAGCACUUCCGGAAGCGAUACUGCGCAGAGUACGUGACCUUGCUCCAGCAGAAGACGAAGUGGCUCACGUCGACGGGACACCUACAAGUCGGAUCCCUUGUCUUGGUCAAGGACAAGACGCAACCCCCCUUGAUGUGGCUCAUGGGACGGAUCGUCCAGCUACAUCACGGCAAAGACGGAGUCAGCAGAGUGGCAGACAUAGAGACCAAACGAGGCAUAAUUCAACGGGCCUACAACAAUAUCUGUCCUCUACCCUUGGACUGUUGAAUACCUCAACGGCGGGGAGCUUGUUGCGGCUACUGAAGCUGGCAAAAUCGGUGCAAGAGGAGGAGCGCGGGGAGCAGCGACACCACGUAUAAAUGCGUCAUCUUCGGUUGUCCGGACCCUCUUACCCUCUUACCUUUCGGACGCACGAUCUUUUCAUACAUACAUAUUUGUCAUACAACCAUUGUAAACCAGACAUUAAAUUAUUCAUACCAUAAAA
Messenger RNA from Plutella xylostella (diamondback moth), 1415 nucleotides. The record is from RefSeq and is a predicted model, not a curated record. Lineage: Eukaryota; Metazoa; Arthropoda; Insecta; Lepidoptera; Plutellidae.